Molecule: messenger RNA, 324 nt
Organism: Aspergillus puulaauensis
Lineage: Eukaryota; Fungi; Ascomycota; Eurotiomycetes; Eurotiales; Aspergillaceae
Exons: 1
Coding region: 1-324 (107 amino acids)
Source: RefSeq, a predicted model, not a curated record
AUGACAGAUAACGGCGUCGGAUUAAAUCCUGCAGGCGCAUCCUGCCUCAGGUCGAGUCUCUCCUUGGUACUUCUCUCUGCCCAUUUCCCGGCGUCAGUUCCCCAAGCAGAAAGAAACCUCCGUGCGGGCUGCGGGAAGGGACAUGGAUCGAUAAUUGAUAUCCACCUUUUAUUUCAGCCCGCCCUACCGGGUGCAUUUCCGCGCUUAUGGCUUGUUGAAUCCAAGUCUCGAAGGAUAGACCAGGAUCAGAUCAUCCCGUUGAUCGUAGCAGGCUCCUACCCAGAGCGUGUGCCUUAUUAUUCAAGAAUAAUGAUUCAGAAAUAG